AUGAGUAUAAACGAAGCAUUGACGGUAGCUUCAAUAUCAACUGGGAUUGGAUAUUCCACACCUGAUGAAAUCAUGGCAUUGCUAAAUAUUCCAUUCAUGUCGCCCAAUACAUAUCAAUCUUUUCAUGAAAAAGUUGGUAGUAUUAUAAGAAAAACAGCGUGGGAUGUUAUGAAGGAAGCUGCCGAGGAAGAAGCUCAAUUAGCGAGAGAUUUGGGCGAAGUUGAUAAAAAGACGAAGUUUCCCUUGAUUACCGUGGUAGCUGAUGGAGCAUGGGGAAAACGUUCAUAUAAUGUAAAUUAUGAUGCCGCAUCAGGAGCAACAUGUGGUCUCCUUCAAGAUAUCGACGUAUGCUUUAAUAGACUCGUUUUUAAUGCAGCAAGCCUUAUCUAUAAUAUGGAUAAUAAUCUUGCAGAGAGCUACGAUUCGGAGAUAUGCAAGUUUGUUGGAGGAAAAAGAAUUAACUUUAGCAAAAAAGGCUCUUAUCAGACCAGAUGCGAAGCUGCCGCAAUUUCUUUUAAUGUAGGUAGUGGAGACUUUCAUCUUGCCAUAGGCAAGGCGAUUGAUAAAGAUUAUGGACCAGAUGCUACUGCCGAACCGGAUCUAACUGAAGAACAGUACCAAUUUAAAAAGAAUAUAUUUUUAAAGGAGCUCGAAAAGUCAGGAGAAGAAAUUGAAAAGCUGGAAAAGGAAACGAGAGGUCAAUCUGGCAACCCACUGUGGAAGCAGGAAAGGAGCCUCCGGCUAACCGCCUCUAAUUUUGGAACUGUCUGCAAAAUGAGGAAAACAACAAGUUGCGAAAAUAGUGUGAAGAAUCUUCUAUAUUCUAAAUUUAUGGGAAGUUCUGCAACAAGAUAUGGAACAGAAAAAGAACCGUUAGCCAUAAAAGCAUACGAAACCUACACAAAAGAAAUAGUGGAGCCUUGUGGUUUGUUGAUAAAAAACAUUGUUUUUUGGCAGCUAGUCCAGAUGGACUUAUUCAGGAUGAGGGGAUAA
Molecule: messenger RNA, 993 nt
Organism: Ceutorhynchus assimilis (cabbage seed weevil)
Lineage: Eukaryota; Metazoa; Arthropoda; Insecta; Coleoptera; Curculionidae
Source: the annotation of a GenBank genome assembly